CCUCCCCCUCUUAUCUCCCUCGCUCACGACGACGCACCCGCAUUGCGCCCGCCGCCGUCAAUCCCAGCGGAUCAGGCCAAGUUCGCGGGGAUUUCGGGAGGUGUGACAGCAGGAGCAGCACCGGUGGCCAUGGACCCGUGCCCGUUCGUGCGGGUGCUGGUCGGCAACCUCGCUCUCAGAAUGCCGGUGGCGCCGCCGGCCGCCGGCGCCGGCGCGGGCGUCCACCCGUCCACGUCGCCGUGCCACUGCAAGAUCCGGUUAGGAAAGAUGCCGGCUCAGCUCGUCCCGGCACCGCUCGCGCCCUUCGACGGCGGCGAGCAGGCGCCGGCGUCCGGGGCGCUCGCCGCUGCGUUCCAUCUGUCCAAGGCCGACCUGGAGUGGUUCAACGGGAAGCCGUCGCUCUUCUCCUCACGUGGGGAGGCGUGCCUGAAGGUCGCGGUCUACGCCGGCCGGAAGGGGAGCACCUGCGGGGUCAGCUCCGGGCGGCUGCUCGGGAAGGCUACCAUCCCGCUCGACCUCAAGGGCGCCGAGGCCAAGCCCGCGGUGCUGCACAGCGGCUGGAUCUCCAUCGGGAAGAGAGGCGGCAAGGGCAGCCCCGCGGCGGCGGAGCUCAGCCUCACCGUCCGGGCGGAGCCCGACCCGCGGUUCGUGUUUGAGUUCGACGGCGAGCCGGAGUGCAGCCCGCAGGUGCUGCAGGUGCGGGGCAGCAUGAAGCAGCCGAUGUUCACCUGCAAGUUCGGGUGCCGCAGCAACAGCGACCUGCGGAGGCCGGGGAUGCAGCCGGAGCGGGAGGGGGCGUCGGGGAAGGAGCGCAAGGGGUGGUCCGUGACGGUGCACGACCUGUCGGGCUCCCCCGUAGCGAUGGCGUCCAUGGUCACGCCCUUCGUGCCGUCGCCGGGGACGGACCGCGUGAGCCGCUCCAACCCGGGCGCGUGGCUCAUCCUCCGCCCCGCCGGCGACGGCGCCUGGGAGCCCUGGGCGCGCCUCGAGUGCUGGCGCGAGCGCGGCGGCGCCGGCGCGUCCGACAGCCUGGGCUACCGCUUCGACCUCCUCCUCCCCGGCGUCGACCACGCCGUCCCCCUCGCCGAUUCCUCCAUCCCGUCAUCCAAGGGCGGCAAGUUCGCCAUCGACCUCACCGCCGCGCAGCCGCUUAGCCGGGGCGGCACGCCGGGGUGUAGCCCGAGGGGCAGCGGCGACUUCAGCAACUGGCCCCUGGGGAACUACCGCGGGUUCGUCAUGUCCGCCGCUGUCCAGGGCGAGGGCCGGUGCAGCAAGCCGACGGUGGAGGUCGGGGUGGCGCACAUCGGGUGCGCCGAGGAUGCGGCGGCGUUCGUGGCCCUCGCGGCGGCCGUGGACCUGAGCAUGGACGCGUGCAGGCUUUUCUCGCACCGGCUGAGGAAGGAGCUCUCCCACCCGCAGGCCGACCUUCUCCGGUGAGUCGGUGACCCCCGACCCGCCACCGGCCACCGGCGCGGCGACCACGAAUCACGAGCAAAUUGUAAAUAAGUAGUUGCGGCAGAUGCGUGCUUUAGCGUUAGUUUGUUGGAAGUAGUUCGAUUCGGGGUGAUCGGCUAGUUGAUCAAGAUCACCUUUUUUGCGAGCGCGAGCGUGGUGUGGGUGUGAUUUUUUGGUUGGUUGCUUCACUUUAGCCAUGGUAGUAGGACGUCCUCUUUUUUGGAUUUCUAUAAAUCCAGAGCAAUUUGUGAACAAGAAACGAGCUUCCAGUUCGAUUGGAGUUGAACGA
Setaria italica (foxtail millet) is the source of this 1744-nucleotide messenger RNA. RefSeq lists its product as uncharacterized. The record is from RefSeq and is a predicted model, not a curated record. Bases 130 to 1437 code for a protein of 435 amino acids. NCBI's taxonomy places the organism in Eukaryota, Viridiplantae, Streptophyta, Magnoliopsida, Poales, Poaceae. The transcript has a single exon.